AUGGCGAGAGCGCAGGUCGUCGUCGGUGAGCUCGUCUACCCGAACGAGUGGCCCAGAUUGGCGAGGGGGCGAAACCUCGCGGAUCGAUGGGGGGUCCGUCCCGUGCUGCUGGAGCCGAGAGAGCCGCCGGGAGUGGGCAUGGAGAAGCUGCGAGCUCGAACGAGCCUCGGCCGCUACCUGUCCACCUGCGCCAACGAGGCCAGCCUGCACGGACUGAAUCAUCUGUCGGCCGCCCGGAGACACCCGUGCGAGCGCUGCCUCUUCGCCGCCGUGAUAAUCGCCGCGCUGGCGGCCCUCCUCGCCGUGGCUCUGGACUCGUGGCUGCGCUAUCGCAGCCCCGACUCGACCAUACUGCUGCUGGAUAAUAAUUUUCGAAAGUUUGAAAUUGCCAAGCCAGCCGUGACCGUUUGCCCUGUUAAUCUAUUACUUAGCCGAAAGUUCGGCCAAGUUUUUCAAAAGUACAAGGUCGACGAUACGGCCGAGACGAGGGAGUUUUUCAGGAAUCUGGCCGGUUGGACGUACGAGAGCGGCGCCGAGCGAAUAAAUCCGAAUUUUUCCGCCGUGGCGCCCGAUCUCUGGCUGAGGAUGCUUUACGAGCUGCGAGCCGAUGUGCUGCUCGAGUCGACCUAUCAGGAGGACAUCGAGCGCGACCGAGUCUGGACCAGCACCGAGAGCGGCUUGUGCCUCGUCGUCGCCAGCAACAUAAGGCCCUACAUCGAUAUCGAGAACUGGUUGUCGAACAAAGUACCGAAAAAUGCCAAGAGCGUGCGGACGAAAAAAGCUACCUUUGGCGUGAAAAAUUCCGGAGCCGUCGGAUACAUCAGCUCGAGCAGUCACGAUUUUCGGUUCUACUGGCACUAUCCCGACACGCUGGGCGACUACUCCAACGGCAAAUCCAGCAAGCUCGUCCGCCUGUUGACGCUGAACUCGAUGACGCUGAGCAUCGAGGAGGUCGCGAGCACGAGCCGCGUGAGGGCGUCCAGCGAUCCUCGACGGCGCGACUGCAAAUUACAUCGGGACAAGGCGGCCGUUGCGACUGGCCCCGGGGGAUGGCCCAUCUAUGCACGAGCCAUCUGCGAGCGAGAGUGUCGUUACGCCAGAGUCGAGCAGCUCUGCCAGUGUCGACCGCACACGGCCAUGCGACGCACCGGCAUGCCAAUUUGCAACGCCAGUCAGCUGCACUACUGUCUGGCGGGACAAGCGGCUAAUUUGAUGGCGUUGAAAAGCCGAGAUCUUCGAGCUUGCGGUUGUAUACAAGAUUGCAACGGAGCACUCUACCUUGAUAAAGAAUUCGACUCGUUCGCUUUCAAGGAGGGCUCGCCACCGGAUGCUGUAAUAAAUCUCGGCAUAGACUUUCCACAAAUCAAAUACAUUCGCGAGGAGAUUUUCGGUUUUACUGAUUUUUUAGGAUCAGUUGGAGGCGCGGCGGGUCUGUUCUUGGGCGCGAGCGUUUUAUCGGUUUUCGAAAUAAUUUACUUUGCUACGCUGAGAUUUUUCUUCUAUAAUCAAGAGGAGAAACGACGGGCUGAAAAAAAACGAAAGUUCCUACUUGAGAGUAAUUUGGAUUUCGCCAGAAGCAUGAAGAUAAAUAAACAUUACAAAGUUCAAAGUAGUCUAGGAUAA
Molecule: messenger RNA, 1623 nt
Organism: Trichogramma pretiosum
Lineage: Eukaryota; Metazoa; Arthropoda; Insecta; Hymenoptera; Trichogrammatidae
Exons: 7
Coding region: 1-1623 (540 amino acids)
Biological process (GO): sodium ion transmembrane transport
Cellular component (GO): membrane
Molecular function (GO): ligand-gated sodium channel activity
Source: RefSeq, a predicted model, not a curated record